Ostrea edulis (European flat oyster) is the source of this 3839-nucleotide messenger RNA. RefSeq lists its product as uncharacterized. NCBI's taxonomy places the organism in Eukaryota, Metazoa, Mollusca, Bivalvia, Ostreida, Ostreidae. Bases 556 to 3441 code for a protein of 961 amino acids. The transcript has 9 exons. The record is from RefSeq and is a predicted model, not a curated record.
UUAUAUGAAUUCAAGCACUGUGAUUAUAAGAAAAAGACAGUCUAAUAAUAUUAAGACGAUAAGUAGUUUCUCAAUAUUGUUUAACAAAGAUCGUCUGUAUAUGAUGCACUCCACAUUUAGCGAUCGGCCACGCGGGCUCGGAUAUUCGCCAACUGAUCUCCCGGCCUAGACAUCUGUCGCGGCAGCGCGACGCCGGCCCGCUGAAUGGCUGUUAGGUACUGUGUGUCUGUUGACACAGAGGUCACGCGCGCUGGCUGGCGGCUUUGGCGGAGCUAACGACCCAAUAUCAGACAGAAUCUUUUUCACAAACUUCUAACGGCGCCAGACGUCUUGUUUUGUGCCAAGCAAUUCGAUUUUCCAGCUGAUACCAUCAUGAAACUGUAGCAUCAUCGGUGCAAGUUUGUGUAGAUGUGAUAAUGCACGGCAGACAGACAUGGGGCUGUCUGGCUCUCUGUCUGCAUUUCAAUGAUUUUUAAAGAAAAGAUUAGUCUGCAGUCAGAUACACACAACUUUUGAUUUGCAGGGAAGGACCACCAGGGUUAAACUUGUUUUACUAUGGAGUUUGACAAAGCCCUCUCAGAAUCUGUGGACAACAUCAUGAACUUUGCCGAAAUUCUGUACAAAUGCACUUUAUGCACAACCUUGCCAUCAAUUCUCACUUCAAAGACCAGUUUUGUUUCCCAUGUCAAAGGUCAACACUUCAAUAGGAAUCACACUAGGUGCCCAGAAUGUUCAUUGACUUUUGAAACAGAAGAGGAUCUACAUGCACACUCAAGGUCAUCUCACUGUGUUGAGCUUACAUCUAAGAAGGAAGAGAAUUCUGACUCAAAGGUCAUUAGAGAAGAGGAAAUAACAUCUGUUGAAGAUUCAUUAUCUUCUCCUACGCAAGAAUUGGAACUGGAGAAAGGUGAGAAUAACGUUGGCAUGAAUUACAAUAGAUGUAGCCAAUACAAUGCUACUUGCAAACCAGAUAUCACCAGCAUUGAAGUGAAUUGUUCAGCAGACAAACAAUUGCCCUUGAAACUGGACAGCCAAGGUGUCUCGGAAGUGAUGGAACACCCAUGGCCUGAGAACAGACCCACAGUUAAUAUUGAGUAUGGACUGGAAAACUCCAUCCGCCAACAUUCUUGUGUGAACAAUUUGACCAAAAUUCAUGCAGUGGCUGACCAAAUUCUGGCAGUCAAUUCUACCAGAGCCAAGCCAGUGGGAAGCAAUAUGAUAAUUUCUCCAGGAUACACACCAGAAUUCGGAAAGUUUACUAAACUGGUGAGAGAGGGGGGAAAUAUUGUGUAUUUUUGUCAAGUGUGUAACUGGAAAUCACAAAUCAAGUCCCAUUUUCAAAUUCAUUGUCAAGGAAAGGCUCACAUUGAGAAACUGAAAUGUGCGGAACAUGAUGAAAAAUCUCCAUCUCCAACACCUAGAAGAGAACAGUUCACUAAAGAAAUACAAUGUGACUCAAAAAGGGAAAGUCCCAUGAACUUGUCAACAGACAUUGGGAAUAGCUCCUCUAAGACUGGAUCUCCAUUGAGAUUAGCUUCAGGUAGAAAUAAACUGGAACACCAAAAUAAGCGAAAGAGGAGUGUCACGAUAUCUCUGCGGAACCAGAGCUCAGAUCGAGAUGGAUGGCAGUCUAGCGACUCCGAUUCAGAUUCUUCAGAUUUAAAUAGGACUAGGCCUUUCCACAGUGGUAGGACACCUGUGAAAAAAAGAUACUCAAAGGAGAACAAAACUAGUCCUGAUUCGGAGAUGAAUUCAAAGGUAGACAACUCCUGUAAACCUGUUUUACAUGGGAACUCGGACUCAGAUAGUAAUCAUUUACACAUCAGUCAUACACCAAUGAAGCACUAUUCAUCAAUGUCCCUGCCUUCAAAGGACUACUCAGAAGAAAUUCCUGCAAAAUUUCCUUUUGGACUAUAUAGUCAAAUUCAUAAUCAGAUUUUAUGGAAUUUAAGUAAUAAACCUUCAGAAAAGGGAAGAAACACGCCAGACUCUCAGCAUUCUGCUUUAGACAGUUUUACGUAUAGUGACAGGAAUUCCUCUUUAUCCACUCAGGUUUCCUCACUCAGGGGAUCCCCAAUCUACCCGGAUGUUGUGAAAUCGGAUUCGGAUUAUAUGUACAGGUGCUCUUUGUGCUCGUUUGGAUGCAACAGAAUUCAAGAAUAUAGAGCUCAUUUUGAGUUUCAACAUGAGCAUGGAAACUCUGUUAAUGAGCAGGGUCCACUUUAUGGAAAUGAGGGAAAAGAGUUAUGGAAAGUUAACAAAAUUAAGGAAUAUUUGUCAGAGUUGAUUUGCCCUUUCCCUAAAGGAAAUGUCUCUCGAGAUCUCCUGCUGCAGAAAAUAAGUUCUUCGGCCCAGCUUCCUGAGGCAAUCCAUUGGGGACCUGCAUGUAAUCGUGCUGUGCGAGAAAUUUUCCCAGACACACUGGCACAGAGGAAGGGAAAGUUCAAAAAGACUUAUUUCUUUGGUGUGUCCUUCAUUGAACAAGUCCAGGAACCAGCAGAUGACCUCAGUGACCCAGAGUUGAUGCAGUACCAGCCACUAAGAGAUAUGUCUCAAGAUCUUGAAAAAAUUCUUGAACACCUGCACAAUCUUGUAGAAUUUUCUGAUGACCUGGAGUGUUCCAUUUCUAGAGACGAUCUUCUGACAAUUCUUCAUAAACGAAUUGAUGAGCCUGAUGUCUUGUACUGGGGUAUGCAGUGUAACAGAGCCAUCCGAAUUGUCUUUCCCUCAGUCAUUAUCAAACGCAAAGGAAAGUUCAAGACUACAGUUUAUCAAGGUGUUGACUUCAAGGAAGAUGUGAGAUCAGAACUACAACAGCUACCAUUAUCCAUGCCAAGUAAAAGGGGACGACCAAGAAAAAUUAGCACCGAAGAUUCAAGCGAGCUAUAUCAAAUGGGAAUGAACUGGACUGAUGCCAUCCGGACAGGACACAGUGAGACGUAUAAAAUGUUUACCAAUAUCCACAUUCCACGACCUAUGAACAGUGAUCACCUGCCUGUGACCCGUGGUUGGGGACCCUCACUUGCUUAUCAUGACACCGAUGACCCACAAAAACAGACUCGCACCCCGAACUCAACAUUCCUUCCACAGGACAGUGGGAAUUUAAAUUCUCACUCAGAAAGUGAACUGAAAGAUAAAAAAUCACGGGAGACUUCUCCGUUUAAUAACUUAUUGAUGAAAGACGUCAAUAUGCAGAUAUUUAAUGGAGUGAAAUCAAAAUCGGUAUUGCAUUGCAAUAUUAAGGACAGUUAUACAGAAAGAGUCCAAGCAUAUGCGAGUGAAAAUGAGGCCAAAAGUGUAAGUGAUAUGUUGAAACACAAACACACUCCAAAUCAGAAUGAAGAUGAUCAAAGUGAUGAUGAUCAAAAUGAAAAUACAGAUGAAGAUGCCGAUGAUGAAGAAAGCAUUGGACCAAGUAUUGAAGAUAAAGAUAUUGACUAACUAUAAAGUCAUAACAAAAUGUUGCAUACUAUCGUUCCAAUAACAGCGUGCUACUUCGCUUGAUCGAGCGUGCAAAUUUCACUUACUGAUUGGCUGUGUGGUUUCUACAAAAGUGAGUUUGAAUGACCACGCUACGUCAUUCUUUCUUUGAUUGGUUACUGAGAACAAAAGUAAAACCAGUUUCAUUGAAGUCUAUGAGAAGCCUAUGUUUGCACGGUCGAUCAAGCGUGGUGUCAUGCUGUUAUUGAAAUGAUAAUACUAGUUACAAAAUGUUGAAUACUAGUAAUCCAUUCCAUGAGACUCAGAGAGAUCUUCUUUGUUGUUUUUGUUAGAAUUCUGUCAGAUAACUGAUUUGUUGAUUCAUGCCAAUGAAUAUAAAUAGUGCUAAUACUGUUCAA